GCAAGACCCUUGAGUUCUUUUGUCUGUUCACAUUAAACGCUUCCUCAUUUUCCAACAAAUUCUUCAACUUGAACACUCAAGGUCUUCUCCAGUUUCCAUCGUCUUUCAAUCCCCAUUUUCCCUUGCUUCAACAAAUUUUCUCUCUUUAUCUUUCAUUUAAAGAAAAUAUUUCAAAUAUUCUCUCUUUAUCUUUCAUUGAGUUAUAAACAGGAUUUACAUCAGAAUGGCGAAGAAGAAGCAUCACUCUAAAGAUGCAAUUUUUGAAGAAAAUGCAAGGGAACACGAUCAGAUACCUCCAACCCAACAAAAGCCCACUUCGAAAAUCCUCGAGGCAGAGCAGAAAACUGGCUCAAAUUCCAAGAAGCGAAAGAGGAUCAGGAAGGAAAAGAAAAGGAAAGAUAAUGCUAAAGAUCAAGUCUUUGAAGAGAUAGGAGAAAAAGAACAAGAUGAGGGCAAAAGGUUGUUCUUUCAAUCUGAAUCUUCACCUCAAGAAUUUGAUGGCAUUUCAGAGCCCACUUCCAAAACCCUCAAUGCAGAGAAGAAAUCGGUGUCAAAUUAUUCAAAGAAAGGGAAGAAGGAGAAGGCUUUGAAGCAUGAUGAUAAUGACAAAGAGAAGGUUGAAAACCUCAUCCAAGAUGAAGUCUUUGAGGAAACAGAGCAUGCAGCCCUAGUUGAGGGGAAAUCAGAUCUAUUUCAACCCACUUCUUCAACUCCAAGUUUUGCUACUGAUUCAGAAUGUAUGCCAAAUAAUAAAAGUGGAAAUCCCAAUUCAAAAACCCAAAGGGAAGAGCUGAAAGAAGAAAGGAGUAACGGUUCGGGUCUGACAGGUUCAAGGGUGUUUACAGAGGAUGAUGAGCUUGUUCUGCUUCAAUGUAAGAUUGAUCUUGGAUUAUUACACAAGGUACCGGCAUCAUCCGUUAGUGCUAGUGCCUUGCACAAGUAUUUAGUUGCCGAGCUUUCAUAUGAUUUUAGCAAUACACAGAUUUAUGAAAAGAUAAGGAGAUUGAAGCAAAAAUUUGUUAAGAACAGGGAAAUGUUUGGAAAAUAUGGUGGUGACAUUGCUGCUUCCUUAAGGUCACAUGAGGUUUUGGUGUUUGAGCUUUCAAAGAAAAUCUGGGGUGGAGAAAAUUAUGAGAAUGUUGAAGAUCGGAUUUUAGUAGAGGAUAAUGGGAUUGAUGUGAAGGCUAAAAAGAAGAUCAAUAAAGGGAAAAGGAGUUUGAGUCCAGAAUUCGGUGCAAACGAAGCGGCUGCUGCAUCUGUGGAUGACAAAGAUGGUGAGGUUUCCAUGAAGAAGAAAAGAUUGCUAGAUGCCAUUGAGAAGGUUACAAAGAAGAUCAAAUUAUUGCUUGAGCUUGCACAGCUUGAAUGUGAUGAACUGAAGGAGGGGUAA
Oldenlandia corymbosa var. corymbosa is the source of this 1390-nucleotide messenger RNA. The record is from the annotation of a GenBank genome assembly. NCBI's taxonomy places the organism in Eukaryota, Viridiplantae, Streptophyta, Magnoliopsida, Gentianales, Rubiaceae.